AUGUUCGCCCGGUCGUGCUUCCGCCGCACCGCGCCUGCGCAACGCCGUGACGGCACCGCCGCGCGCCGGGGGCGGGGCCAAGGGCGGGGCGGACCCACGUGCGGGGACACCGGUACCGACACGAACACUGAUACCGGUACCGGCACCGACACUGGCACCGACACCGACACUGACACUGAAACCGGUACCGACACUGACACCGGCACUGACACUGAAACCAGUACCGACACUGACACUGAAACCGGUACCGGCACUGACACUGAAAACGGUACCGGCGCCGACACUGAAACCGACACUGACACCAGCACCGAAACUGAAACCGGCACCGACACUGACACUGAAACCGGUACCAGCACCGACAAUGACACCGGCACUGACGCUGAAACCAGUACCGACAUUGACAAUGAUACCGACACCGAUACUUACACGGACACUGACACGGACAUCGACACUGGCACCAGCACUGUCCCUAACACCGGUACCAACACUGACACACCGGUAUUGACACCGGCACUGGCGCCAGCACUGGCACCAGCACUGACCCUGACACUGGUACCGACACUGACACACCGGUAUUGA
Molecule: messenger RNA, 579 nt
Organism: Zonotrichia albicollis (white-throated sparrow)
Lineage: Eukaryota; Metazoa; Chordata; Aves; Passeriformes; Passerellidae
Source: RefSeq, a predicted model, not a curated record